CGACUCGAGAUAGGUACAAUGGGUUUCCCUUUUUUCCGUAUUCGCCACAGAUAAUACGUCAAGUUGCUUUGUCUCAUUAAUGAAUGUUGAUAUUCCCAAGAGUUUUUUUGUUACGAGAGUCAGAAGAACAGAAUAUCUCGAUUUUCCGACAACAACAAAACCUUGGUGACGAAGAUUUUGCCACUUUUGAAUCUUGCUUGCGUGGGUAAAAGAAUCAUGGAAAAACCCCCUCAAGAUGACAACGAACUUAUUACACUGGAAAUUAUACAUCGAUAUGUCGAGAUCUUGGAUCGCUACUUUGGCAACGUAUGCGAGUUGGAUUUGACCUUUAACUUUCAAAAGGCAUAUUUCUUUUUGGAUGAAUUACUGAUCACCGGCGAACUUCAAGAAUCCAGCAAAAAUCAGUCCUUCGCGUCAUCACUCAACAAGAUUAGUUUGAGGAACAAGAGGUGAAUGAACAAAAGUCGGGAUAAAGCUCCAACCUGGGGGGGAAACAGAUACAUGGAGAACAGCGCUAUACCAGAAGGAAAUAAACCGCGAGUCAUUUUAGUGUACUAUAUUGUAUAAUCUUAUAUUGUGCGUGAUGUUGAAAGCUGGAUCCUUCUUUUUUGGUUCUGUGUUCCUUAUCUGGUGGUGAUGAUCCAUACUAGAUACAUGACAUCGUUCAUCAUGAUAGAUGUUGUUCAUGUCCUAAGACAUAGCCUUAUUCUACACACGUCCGUAGAGAAAGCCAGGGGAGACAAAUAUAGCUAAAUAGAAUGUACGAUGAUGGAUUUGGGGGGAGCAGAAAUGCAUAAUAAGCGAUGGAAUAGAAUAAAAUCAUAGUGACAAGUUGGUCUGGAAUGAAGCAGGGGUGGAACUAAGUCGUGUUUAUGGUGCGUAGAUUCUUCCUAC
This is a messenger RNA of Zychaea mexicana, 894 nucleotides long. RefSeq names its product clathrin adaptor complex small chain-domain-containing protein. Gene Ontology annotation, cellular component: intracellular membrane-bounded organelle. NCBI's taxonomy places the organism in Eukaryota, Fungi, Mucoromycota, Mucoromycetes, Mucorales, Lichtheimiaceae. The record is from RefSeq and is a predicted model, not a curated record. The transcript is spliced from 3 exons. Gene Ontology annotation, biological process: protein transport; vesicle-mediated transport. The coding region runs from base 217 to 453 and encodes 78 amino acids.